CCCCGCCUCGCCCUGCAGCCUGGCCGGCGGGGAGGGAUGCGCCGUGCCGCCCUGCUCCCCUCCGCCCUGCCCGCGCCCUGAAGCAGAAAGUUUGGGGGUCCCCCUCCAGUGACCGCCCACGGACUCCGGCUGCCCAGCCUCGACGGUGACCGGCCUUCGCUCCCCAGGUCGGAAUGAAUUAUUCCAAGGCGCCCCUUCCUCGCCCCUCCCUCAUCCGCCUUUAAAAACAAUUAUAUAUACAGAUAUAUGUAUAUAUAUUUUUUUAAAUUGGAGAAAUUGUGGUCCGCCCCCCGGCCCCCUCCUGGUUAAGAACCGAAGACCCCCCCCCCCAGGCCUGGUUUCUGAGUGCGAGGAGGGGUGCGGUCUCCCCCCCGCCCCCCUCAGCCGGCGCGCGAGGAGGACGGAGUCCCCUUGCCGACCCACAUACACCAUGCAAAGGUGCAAGUCGGACGAGCUGCAGCCGCCGCCGCCGCCGCUGCCGCCGCCGCCGCCGCGGGGCGAGGAGGAUGGAGCCGGGCUGGAGGAGGCGGGCGGACCCCUGCCGGCCGCGGACCCCCGGCCCGGGGAGGCCUCGGGCGCCAACUCCGCGGGCGGCCCAACUUCCGACGCCGCCGCCGCGGGGCCCCCCAACCCGGGUCCCCGGAGCAAGCCUCCCGAUUUGAAGAAAAUCCAGCAGCUCUCAGAGGGCUCCAUGUUUGGCCACGGCCUGAAGCACCUGUUCCACAGCCGCCGCCGGUCUCGGGAGAGGGAGCAGCACCAGGCGUGUCCGGAUUCCCAGCCUGCGCCCCAGCAGCCCGGCAUGUCGGACCAUGACUCCCCGGACGAGAAGGAGCGCUCCCCGGAGAUGCACCGCGUCUCCUACGCCAUGUCCCUGCACGACCUGCCCGCACGGCCCACGGCCUUCAACCGCGUGCUGCAGCAGAUCCGCUCCCGGCCCUCCAUCAAGAGGGGCGCCAGCCUGCACGGCGGCAGCGGAGGAGGAGGGGGCGGUGGCGGUGGGGGGAGCAGCGGUCGGCGCACAAAGAGCAGCUCCCUGGAGCCCCAGCGAGGCAGCCCCCACCUGCUGCGCAAGGGCCCCCAGGAGAGCGGCCUGGCCGCCAUCCUGCACCAGCACCAGUGCCGGCCCCGCUCCUCCUCCACCACCGACACCGCCCUGCUGCUGGCCGACGCGGGCAGCGGGUACCUCCUGGCCGAGGAGGCCGAAGGCGUCGGGGACAAGGGCGACAAAGGAGACCUUGUGGCCCUGAGCCUCCCUUCCGGCCCCGGCCACGGCGACAGCGAUGGCCCCAUCAGCCUGGACGUCCCGGAUGGGGCCCCGGACCCCCAGCGCACCAAGGCCGCCAUCGACCACCUGCACCAGAAGAUCCUGAAGAUCACGGAGCAGAUCAAGAUCGAGCAGGAGGCGCGGGACGACAACGUGGCGGAGUACCUGAAGCUGGCCAACAACGCGGACAAGCAGCAGGUGUCGCGCAUCAAGCAGGUGUUCGAGAAGAAGAACCAGAAGUCGGCGCAGACCAUCGCGCAGCUGCACAAGAAGCUGGAGCACUACCGCCGGCGCCUGCGGGAGAUCGAGCAGAACGGGCCGUCGCGGCAGCCCAAGGACGUCCUGCGGGACAUGCAGCAGGGCCUCAAGGACGUGGGCGCCAACGUGCGCGCGGGCAUCAGCGGCUUCGGCGGCGGCGUGGUGGAGGGCGUCAAGGGCAGCCUCUCGGGCCUCUCGCAGGCCACGCACAGCGCCGUGGUGUCCAAGCCCCGCGAGUUCGCCAGCCUCAUCCGCAACAAGUUCGGCAGCGCCGACAACAUCGCGCACCUGAAGGACCCGCUGGAGGACGGGGCCCCCGAGGAGGCGGCGCGCGCGCUCAGCGGCAGCGCCACGCUCGUGUCCAGCCCCAAGUACGGCAGCGACGACGACUGCUCCAGCGCCAGCGCCAGCUCCGCCGGGGCCGGCAGCAACUCGGGCGCCGCGGGGCCCGGGGCCGCGCUGGGCAGCCCCAGGUCCGCGGCGCUCUACAGCGGAGCCCCCGCCAACCUGGACGCCCUGCUGGAGGAGCUGCGCGAGAUCAAGGAGGGCCAGUCCCACCUGGAGGACUCCAUGGAGGACCUGAAGACCCAGCUGCAGAGGGACUACUCCUACAUGACCCAGUGCCUGCAGGAGGAGCGCUACAGGUACGAGCGGCUGGAGGAGCAGCUCAACGACCUGACUGAGCUUCACCAGAACGAGAUGACCAACCUGAAGCAGGAGCUGGCCAGCAUGGAGGAGAAGGUGGCCUACCAGUCGUACGAGAGGGCGCGAGACAUCCAGGAGGCUGUGGAGUCCUGCCUGACCAGAGUCACCAAGCUGGAGCUGCAGCAGCAGCAGCAGCAGGUGGUGCAGCUGGAGGGCGUGGAGAAUGCCAACGCGCGGGCGCUGCUGGGCAAGUUCAUCAACGUGAUCCUGGCGCUCAUGGCCGUGCUGCUGGUGUUCGUGUCCACCAUCGCCAACUUCAUCACGCCCCUCAUGAAGACGCGCCUGCGCAUCGCCAGCACCGCCCUCCUGGUCCUCGCCCUCUUCCUGCUCUGGAAGCACUGGGACGUCCUCACCUACCUCCUGGAGCACGUGCUGCUGCCCAGCUGAGCAGCGGCCCCGCCCCGCCCCGCCACCCCGGCCCCCUCCCCAGGGCCGCACCUCUCCAGGAGGGACCCCGGGACGCCUGUGUCCCUUGGACUUCAUUAUGUGUUGGGUUUGGCCUCUUGCCCAAACUGUCCAUUUGGCAGCUCCUGCCCUUUCUCUGUACUUGCUUCUGUCCAACGCCUUCUCCCUGUUGGCCCUGGCUGGAGGUAGAGGGGACACCUUGGCCAAAUGAAGCAGAGGAGGACACAGGGUCGGAUGGUUUCGAUUAUUUACAGUCCCACAGGGCAUCUCCCAACUGGCCGUGGGAUGGCCCAGGCCGGGAAGGUCACUAAGACAGGAAAAAGCCAGCUCCUCCCGAGGAGCUUCCCCCGGGAG
Molecule: messenger RNA, 2986 nt
Organism: Perognathus longimembris pacificus (Pacific pocket mouse)
Lineage: Eukaryota; Metazoa; Chordata; Mammalia; Rodentia; Heteromyidae
Gene: Tmcc2
Product: transmembrane and coiled-coil domain family 2
Exons: 5
Coding region: 431-2614 (727 amino acids)
Biological process (GO): amyloid precursor protein metabolic process
Cellular component (GO): endomembrane system
Source: RefSeq, a predicted model, not a curated record